Molecule: messenger RNA, 924 nt
Organism: Micromonas commoda
Lineage: Eukaryota; Viridiplantae; Chlorophyta; Mamiellophyceae; Mamiellales; Mamiellaceae
Exons: 1
Coding region: 1-924 (307 amino acids)
Molecular function (GO): Hsp90 protein binding; Hsp70 protein binding
Source: RefSeq, a predicted model, not a curated record
AUGACCGGCGGCGCAGCGACCCGGACCGUGGGCUCCGGAGGCACCGCCACGCGAGGGGGACCAGCAUCCUCGUCGAGAGGCGCCGGGUCCGUCGGGUCCGCCGCGUCGUCCAAGCCGCACGCGGCGUCGCACAACGUCUCCGCGGCGCUCUCCCACCGCAGCUCCGCCGGCCUCGCGGGCGUCGUCGCCGCCGCGCGGGAGAAACUCCGCCCGGUGGACCCGAACCUCCAGGAGCGAUUCUGCGUGCACUGCCGGGGCCCGCACCGGAGGAACGCGCCGCCACAUCCCCCGAUCGCGGCCAACCCGUGGCGAAUGGAGUGCGAGUUCAGCGUCAUGUACAAGGCGUCGGAGCUUCCCGCGGACAAGGACAGCGGGUCUUUCAUGGGGGGUAAGGAUUGUCUUCGGUGGAAAGUCGACGGCGCGCCUUUUGAAGAUUUCGACAUCGCGUACUGGCUCCCGAUCUUCGUGGAGGGAGCGCAGGAGACCACCGAGCCCAUGAGGCUCAUCGCCAUCACCGGCAGCAAGCAGAUGAUUCAGGCGGACUGGUCCGUCAUCGGCCCGCUCAUCCCCGCGAUCGUCUCGCGCACGCGCAGGGCGCUGAACAGCAAAACCCCGGCGGCGACGGCGGCGUGCCUGGACAUCGUCCGGUGCCUGCUGACCACGCACCCGGGGGCGUGCGACGCCAUGAUGCGGUGCGACGGGUACAGGCGCAUGGCGCCGGUGCCCAACCUGUUCAUCAAGUCCAAGGAGAUGGUCCGCACGGGGUACGAGCUGAAGAUGGUGGGCGGGCAGAAGGAGAGGCUGUGCGACGUCAUCGACGACGUCCUCAACCUGAUGGCGAGGCAGGGCGGGGCGCGGGGUCUGGCGCUGCUCAAGUCGUACAUACCGACGUUCACGCCGAACAAGCCCGCGGUGCCGCGAUAG